This is a messenger RNA of Olea europaea var. sylvestris, 1121 nucleotides long. RefSeq names its product oleosin 1-like. Lineage: Eukaryota; Viridiplantae; Streptophyta; Magnoliopsida; Lamiales; Oleaceae. Bases 522 to 950 code for a protein of 142 amino acids. Gene Ontology annotation, biological process: sexual reproduction; lipid storage. The record is from RefSeq and is a predicted model, not a curated record. The transcript has a single exon. Gene Ontology annotation, cellular component: monolayer-surrounded lipid storage body; extracellular region; membrane.
AAUUGCGACUGCAGUGCAUCACAUUUUCUCAUUUCGUCCAUGAGGGAUUGAGCUCUACACGGGUUUGAUGGAUUGACCAGGUAGGUAAAGGGACAUGAAGUGCGGGCAUAGAUUUUCUAAUUACGUUACUGUCACAGGAUCAUUUUUAAAGCCUCAUUAGAUGAUGCGUAACACACAUGAUGGAUUCAUAAUAAUGGUGAUGAAGCCAUCUUUUCAUGUCAAGAUCCUACUGGCAACUCCACGAGAACACCAUGCAUCCAGCCGCACCAAAUCAUUCUUAUCGAAAUCUUGGCUUCGCUUCAAACUUCAUCUCUAUACUCAAACCACUUUCAGAUACAACAAAUAAUGAAAUAUACGUGUCCGAAAAAAUACAUGCAAACCUUGCAUGUUAGGACACCCGACCCCACCCUUCAACACGUACCCCUCUUCCUCGCCUAUAUAAUCACCCACCGAAAUCAGAAAACUGCAUUCAAUUCAUAUAUAGCUUCUCUAAUAUUUUGAAAAUUCAAGAGAGUUUGCAAAUGGCUGAGCAGUAUCAGCAACAACAUUAUGGGCAACAGCAGAAGGGUCAGCAGCAGCAACAGAAGCAGCCGGUGUCCCACCAGGUGGUGAAAGCGGCGACAGGCGCCACAGCCGGCGGUUCCCUCCUGGUUCUCUCCGGUUUGACCCUUGCCGGAACUGUGAUAGCUCUCAGUCUGGCCACUCCCUUGCUGGUCAUUUUCAGCCCAGUUCUGGUGCCUGCUGCAAUAACAAUUUUCAUGCUGGGUUCCGGUUUUUUGGCUUCGGGAGGCUUCACAGUGGCAGGCGUAGGAGUUUUAUCAUGGAUUUACAAGAUGGUGACUGGAAAACGACCAACUGCGGUGGAUCAGCUGGCGGCUAAGGCGCAGGAGAUGAAAGGCAAGGGGGAACACUAUGGGCAGGAACGCACCUCCGGUUCUCAAUCUUCUUAAGCUCUCUGUUUCUGUGCGUUUCCAUUUUCAUGGAGUCGUUCUGCAGUUAUGUUUGAUUUGGAGUUGUUUGUUAAAUUUAAGAGAUGAAGGUGCGUGAAUGGAGAAGUGAUCGUCUCUCUCUGUAUGGAUUUCUUGAAAUUUUGUAAUCAAGUAUCUGUGUUUUCCCUACAA